AUGUUCCACCAAGUGAGGGUCACACCCACCCACACUGAUGCGCUCAGAUUCUUGUGGUGGGAGAACGGCAACACGGACACGACACAUAAGACGUACAAGAUGCAAGUCCAUCUGUUUGGAGCGACUUCGUCUCCAAGCUGUGCAGGCUUUGCACUCCAAAGGACUGAGGAAGACAACAGGCAGGACUUUGAGCCAGAAGUUUGUCAGAUAGUCAAGGACAAUUUCUAUGUCGAUGACUGCCUGAAGUCUGUUCGCUCUACAGAGGAAGCGAUAAGGCUCAUUCCUCAGUUAUGCAGCCUACUAAGAAAAGGAGGAUUCAGACUAACAAAGUGGGUCAGCAAUGACAAGGAAGUGUUAGAAAUAGUCCCUCCUACAGAAAGGGCUGCAUCGGUAGUUGAUCUAGAUUUGGAUCAUCUUCCAAUAGAGAGAACACUUAGUGUCUUAUGGAACAUGGACUCUGACAUGUUUAGCUUCAAGGUUUCUCCCAAGGACGUACCAGCAACAAGAAGGGGUAUACUGUCCGCCACAAGCUCCUUGUAUGAUCCAAUUGGAUUUGUGGCACCUUUCACAGUAAAUGCAAAGCUUCUUUUGCAGGAUCUUUGCGCCCAAGGUCUUGCAUGGGACGAGAAGAUCAAGGACCAGGACUUGCAACGCUGGCGAGCCUGGCUGGCUGAGUUACCAGAGUUAACCUCAGUACACAUCCCCAGAUGUUUCAAGCCAUCUGACUUCAAGGACCCUGUCUAUGAUCUCCAUGUGUUCCGUGAUGCGUCAGAAAGAGCAUAUGCAGCAUGUGCCUAUCUACGGAUAGAGGAUUCUGGUCGCACCCACAGUGCACUUGUGAUGGGGAAGACAAGACUUUGUCCUCUGAAGAAGAUGACAGUUCCCAGAUUGGAGCUGUCAGCAGCAGUACUAGCGGUAAAGCUGGGUCGAACCAUCAUGGAAGAACUCAGGCUACCAGUGAGAAGCGUCACAUACUGGACUGACUCUACCUCAGUGCUGCUGUACAUAAGGAAUACCAGCAGGAGAUUCCGUACAUUUGUAGCAAACAGAGUAGCUGUCAUUCAAGAAAAGAGUGACACUUCACAGUGGCGCCACGUUGAUACCAAGAGCAAUCCAGCAGAUGAUGGCUCAAGAGGAUUGCAUGCAGGACAACUAUCAAGAUGGAUCCAAUGA
This is a messenger RNA of Lytechinus pictus (painted urchin), 1173 nucleotides long. RefSeq lists its product as uncharacterized. Lineage: Eukaryota; Metazoa; Echinodermata; Echinoidea; Temnopleuroida; Toxopneustidae. The record is from RefSeq and is a predicted model, not a curated record. The transcript has a single exon. The coding region runs from base 1 to 1173 and encodes 390 amino acids.